AUGGGCGUUGGCGCCUCCGCCGCUCCAACGAAAAAGUGGGCACGAGCUAUCGCAAAUGGAAACCUCGUGAGCGAGUCAAGAUCACCUUAUACUGUCACUGAAGUGCCAGUUGCUUUGGGGGGAAGAGCAAUGUUUGUGGGUCGUACAUCUGAGAAGGCAGAGGGGGAAAGAAAAGGACGCAGGAUUUAUAUCUUGCGGAGACUUCAAGUUCGUGGACUCUUUGAGUUGGAACUCUUCGAGUUCUACUCUUGGAGGCCCGAAUCUGUGUCUCACCCGGAUUGGAACCUGGAAAGCCUGCGUGGGCUAGGACAAUAUCUAGCCACCAAUUAUGAAACGAGAUGUAUGACUCCUAACCUGAACUCUACCCAGCUGACCGUAUAG
This is a messenger RNA of Cylindrotheca closterium, 381 nucleotides long. The record is from the annotation of a GenBank genome assembly. Lineage: Eukaryota; Bacillariophyta; Bacillariophyceae; Bacillariales; Bacillariaceae.